AUGAGAGUUGACGCUUUCCAUUACCCCGCCCCAUUCUCCCGCUUUCCAUCACCCCGCCCCAUUCUCCCACUUUCCAUCACCCCGCCCCAUUCUCCCACUUUCCAUCACCCCGCCCCAUUCUCCCGCUUGCCAUCACCCCGCCCCUUUCUUCCUCUUUCCAUCACCCCGCCCCAUUCUCCCGCUUUCCAUCACCCCGCCCCAUUCUCCCGCUUUCCAUCACCCUGCCCCAUUCUCCCGCUUUCCAUCACCCCCCCCAUUCUCCCGCUUUCCAUCACCCCGCCCCAUUCUUCGCUUUCCAUCACCCCGCCCCAUUCUCCCACUUUCAAUCACCCCGCCCCUUUCUUCCUCUUUCCAUCACCCUGCCCCAUUCUCCCGCUUUCCAUCACCCCGCCCCAUUCUCCCGCUUUCCAUCACCCCGCCCCAUUCUCCCGCUUUCCAUCACCCCGCCCCAUUCUACCGCUUUCCAUCACCCCACCCCAUUCUCUCGCUUUCCAUCACCCCGCCCCAUUCUCCGUUUUCCAUCAUCCCGCCCCAUUCUCCCGCGUUCCAUCACCCCGCCCCAUUUUCCCGCUUUCCAUCACCCCGCCCCAUGCUCCCGCUUUCCAUCACCCCGCCCCAUUCUCCCGCUUUCCACCACCCUGCCCCAUUCUCCCGCUUUCUAUCACCCUGCCCCAUUCUCCCGCUUUCCAUCACCCCGCCCCAUUCUCCGGCUUUCCAUCACCCCGCCCCAUUCUCCCGCUUUCCAUCACCCCGCCCCAUUCUCCCGCUUUCCAUCACCCCGCCCCAUUCUCCUGCUUUCCAUCACCCCACCCCAUUCUCCCGCUUUCCAUCACCCCGCCCCAUUCUCCCGCUUUCCAUCACCCCGCCCCAUUCUCCCGCUUUCCAUCACCCCGCCCCAUUCUCCUGCUUUCCAUCACUCCGCCCCAUUCUCCCGCUUUCCUUCACCCCGCCCCAUUCUCCCGCUUUCCAUCACCCCACCCCAUUCUCCCUCUUUUCAUCACCCCGCCCCAUUCCCCCUCUUUCCAUCACCCCGCCCCAUUCUCCCUCUUUCCAUCACCCCGCCCCAUUCUCCCUAUUUCCAUCACCCCGCCCCAUUCUCCCUCUUUCCAUCACCCCGCCCCAUUCUCCCGCUCGACUCCGCCCAAGCGAGGACGGGGCCACCCCACAACUCCCGUUGACAAUUCUGCCGCUUUCCAUCACCCCGCCCCAUUCUCCUGCUUUCCAUCACCCCGCCCCAUUCUCCCGCUUUCCAUCACCCCGCCCCAUUCUCCUGCUUUCCAUCACCCCGCCCCAUUCUCCUGCUUUCCAUCACCCCGCCCCAUUCUCCCGCUUUCCAUCACCCCGCCCCAUUCUCCCGCUUUCCAUCACCUCGUCCCAUUCUCCCUCUUUUCAUCACCCCGCCCCAUUCUCCCUCUUUCCAUCACCCCGCCCCAUUCUCCCGCUUUCCAUCACCCCGGCCCAUUCUCCCGAUUUCCAUCACCCCGCCCCAUUCUCCCACUUUCCAUCACCCCGCCCCAUUCUCCCGCUUUCCAUCACCCCGCCCCAUUCUCCCGCUUUCCAUCACCCCGCCCCAUUCUCCCUCUUUCCAUCACCCCGGCCCAUUCUCCCUCUUUCCAUCACCCCGCCCCAUUCUCCCGCUUUCCAUCACCCCGCCCCAUUCUCCCGCUUUCCAUCACCCCGCCCCAUUCUCCCGCUUUCCAUCACCCCGCCCCAUUCUUCCGCUUUCCAUCACCCUGCCCCAUUCUCCAGCUUUCCAUCACCCCGCCCCAUUCUCCCGCUUUCCAUCACCCCGCCCCAUUCUCCCCCAAUCCAUCACCCCGCCCCAUUCUCCCUCUUUCCAUCACCCUGCCCCAUUCUCCCUCUUUCCAUCACCCCACCCCAUUCUCCCUAUUUCCAUCACCCCGCCCCAUUCUCCCGCUUUCCAGCACCCCGCCCCAUUCUCCCUCUUUCCAUCACCCCGCCCCAUUCUCCCCCUUUCCAUCAGCCUGCCCCAUUCUUCCGCUUUCCAUCACCCCGCCCCAUUCUUUAGCUUUCCAUCACCCCGCCCCAUUCUCCCGCUUUCCAUCACCCCGCCCCAUUCUCCCGCUUUCCAUCACCCCGCCCCAUUCUCCCGCUUUCCAUCACCCCGCCCCAUUCUCCUGCUUUCCAUCACCCCGCCCCAUUCUUCCGCGUUCCAUCACCCUGCCCCAUUCUCCAGCUUUCCAUCACCCCGCCCCAUUCUCCCGCUUUCCAUCACCCCGCCCCAUUCUCCCUCUUUUCAUCACCCCGCCCCAUUCUCCCUCUUUCCAUCACCCCGCCCCAUUCUCCCUCUUUCUAUCACCCCACCUCAUUCUCCCUAUUUCCAUCACCCCGCCCCAUUCUCCCGCUUUCCAUCACCCCGCCCCAUUCUCCCUCUUUCCAUCACCCCGCCCCAUUCUCUCUCUUUCCAUCACCCCGCCCUAUUCUCCCUUUUUUUUUAUCACCCCGCCCCAUUCUUCCGCUUUCCAUCACCCCGCCCCAUUCUCCCUAUUUCCAUCACCCCGCCCCAUUCUUCCGCUUUCCAUCACCCCGCCCCAUUCUCCAGCUUUCCAUCACCCCGCCCCAUUCUGUUGCUUUCCAUCACCCCGCCCCAUUCUCCCGCUUUCCAUCACCCCGCCCCAUUCUCCCGCUUUCCAUCACCCCGCCCCAUUCUUCCGCUUUCCAUCACCCAGCCCCAUUCACCCUCUUUCCGUCACCCCGCCCCAUUCUCCAGCUUUCCAUCACCCCGCCCCAUUCUCCCGCUUUCCAUCACCCCGCCCCAUUCUCCCGCUUUCCAUCACCCCGCCCCAUUCUCCUGCUUUCCAUCACCCCGCCCUAUUCUCCCUCUUUCCAUCACCCCGCCCCAUUCUCCCGCUUUCCGUCACCCAGCCUCAUUAUCCCGCUUUCCAUCACCCCGCCCCAUUUUCCCGCUUUCCAUCACCCCGCCCCAUUCUCCCACUUUCCAUCACCCCGCCCCAUUCUCAAGCUUUCCAUCACCUCGCCCCAUGCUCCCGUUUCCAUCACCCCGCCCCAUUCUCCCGCUUUCCGUCACCCCGCCCCAUUCUUCCGCUUUCCAUUGCCCCGCCCCAUUCUCCCGCUUUCCAUCACCCCGCCCCAUUCUCCCGCUUUCCAUCACUUCGCCCCAUUCUCCCGCUUUCCAUCACCCCGCCCCUUUCUUCCUCUUUCCAUCACCUCGCCCCAUUCUCCAGCUUUCCAUCACCCCGCCCCAUUCUCCCGCUUUCCAUCACCCCGCCCCAUUCUCUCACUUUCAAUCACCCCGCCCCAUUCUCCCGCUUUCCAUCACCCCGCCCCAUUCUCCUGCUUUCCAUCACCCCGCCCCAUUCUUCCGCUUUCCAUCACCCUGCCCCAUUCUCCAGCUUUCCAUCACCCCGCCCCAUUCUCCCGCUUUCCAUCACCCCGCCCUAUUCUCCCUCUUUCCAUCACCCCACCCCAUUCUCCCUAUUUCCAUCACCCCGCCCCAUUCUCCCGCUUUCCAUCACCCCGCCCCAUUCUCCCUCUUUCCAUCACCCCGCCCCAUUCUCUUUCUUUCCAUCAACCCGCCCCAUUCUCCCUCUUUCCAUCACCCCGCCCCAUUCUUCCGCUUUCCAUCACCCCGCCCCAUUCUCCCUAUUUCCAUCACCCCGCCCCAUUCUUCCGCUUUCCAUCACCCCGCCCCAUUCUCCCGCUUUCCAUCACCCCGCCCCAUUCUCCAGCUUUCCAUCACCCCGCCUCAUUCUCCCGCUUUCUAUCACCCUGCACCAUUCUCCCGCUUUCCAUCACCCCGCCCCAUUCUUCCGCUUUCCAUCUCCCUGCCCCAUUCACCCUCUUUCCGUCACCCCGCCCCAUUCUCCAGCUUUCCAUCACCCCGCCCCAUUCUCCCGCUUUCCAUCACCCCGCCCCAUUCUCCCGCUUUCCAUCACCCCGCCCCAUUCUCCUGCUUUCCAUCACCCCGCCCUAUUCUCCCUCUUUCCAUCACCCCGCCCCAUUCUCCCGCUUUCCGUCACCCAGCCCCAUUAUCCCGCUUUCCAUCACCCCGCCCCAUUUUCCCGCUUUCCAUCACCCCGCCCCAUUCUCCCGCUUUCCAUCACCCCGCCCCAUUCUCAAGCUUUCCAUCACCUCGCCCCAUGCUCCCGCUUUCCAUCACCCCGCCCCAUUCUCCCGCUUUCCGUCACCCCGCCCCAUUCUUCCGCUUUCCAUUACCCCGCCCCAUUCUCCUGCUUUCCAUCACCCCGCCCCAUUCUCCCGCUUUCCAUCACUUCGCCCCAUUCUCCCGCUUUCCAUCACCCCACCCCAUUCUCCCGCUUUCCAUCACCCCGCCCCAUUCUCCCGCUUUCCAUCACCCCGCCCCAUUCUCCUGCUUUCCAUCACCCCGCCCCAUGCUCCCGCUUUCCAUCACCCCGCCCCAUUCUCCCGCUUUCCGUCACCCCGCCCCAUUCUUCCGCUUUCCAUUACCCCGCCCCAUUCUCCUGCUUUCCAUCACCCCGCCCCAUUCUCCCGCUUUCCAUCACUUCGCCCCAUUCUCCCGCUUUCCAUCACCCCACCCCAUUCUCCCGCUUUCCAUCACCCUGCCCCAUUCUCCCGCUUUCCAUCACCCUGACCCAUUCUCCCUCUUUUCAUCACCCCGCCCCAUUCUCCCUCUUUCCAUCACCCCGCCCUAUUCUCCCUCUUUCCAUCACCCCGCCCCAUUCUCCCGCUUUCCAACACCCCGCCCCAGUCUCCCGCUCCAUCACCCCGCCCCAUUCUCCCGCUUUCCAUAACCCCGCCCCAUUCUCCCGCUUUCCAUCACCCCGCCCCAUUCUCCCGCUUUCCAUCACCCCGCCCCAUUCUUCCGCUUUCCAUCACCCCGCCCCAUUCUCCCGCUUUCCAUCACCCCGCCCCAUUCUCCUGCUUUCCAUCACCCCGCCCCAUUCUCCCGCUUUCCAUCACCCCGCCCCAUUCUCCCGCUUUCCAUCACCCCGCCCCAUUCUCCCGCUUUCCAUCACCCCGCCCCAUUCUCCCUCGUUUCAUCACCCGCCCCUUUCUCCCUCUUUCCAUUACCCUACCCCAUUCUCCCUCUUUCCAUCACCCCGCCCCAUUCUCCCGCUUUCCAUCACCCCGCCCCAUUCUCCCGCUUUCCAUCACCCCGCCCCAUUCUCCCGCUUUCCAUCACCCCGCCCCAUUCUCCCGCUUUCCAUCACCCCGCCCCAUUCUCCCGCUUUCCAUCACCCCGCCCCAUUCUCCCACUUUCCAUUACCCCGCCCCAUUCUCCUGCUUUCCAUCACCCCGCCCCAUUCUCCCGCUUUCCAUCACCCCACUCCAUUCUCCCGCUUUCCAUCACCCUGCCCCAUUCUCCCGCUUUCCAUCACCCCGACCCAUUCUCCCUCUUUUCAUCACCCCGCCCCAUUCUCCCUCUUUCCAUCACCCCGCCCUAUUCUCCCUCUUUCCAUCACCCCGCCCCAUUCUCCCGCUUUCCAACACCCCGCCCCAUUCUCCCGCUCCAUCACCCCGCCCCAUUCUCCCGCUUUCCAUCACCCCGCCCCAUUCUCCCACUUUCCAUCACCCCGCCCCAUUCUCCCGCUUUCCAUCACCCCGCCCCAUUCUUCCGCUUUCCAUCACCCCGCCCCAUUAACCCUCUUUCCAUCACCCCGCCCCAUUCUCCCUCUUUCCAUCACCGUGCCCCAUUCUUCUGCUUUUCAUCACCCCGCCCCAUUCUCCCUCUUUCAAUCACCCCGCCCCAUUCUUCCGCUUUUCAUCACCCCGCCCCAUUCUCCCUCUUUCCAUCACCCUGCCCCAUUCCCCCUCUUUCCAUCAGCCCGCCCCAUUCUCCCGCUUUCCACCACCCUGCCCCAUUCUCCCGCUUUCCAUCACCCUGCCCCAUUCUCCCGCUUUCCAUCACCCCGCCAUAUUCUUCCUCUUUCCAUCACCCCGCCCCAUUCUCCCGCUUUCCAUCACGCCGCCCCAUUCUCAUGCUUUCCAUCACCCCGCCCCAUUCUCCCGCUUUCCAUCACCCCGCCAUAUUCUCCCUCUUUCCAUCACCCCGCCCCAUUCUCCCGCUUUCCAUCACGCCGCCCCAUUCUCAUGCUUUCCAUCACCCCGCCCCAUUCUCCCGCUUUCCAUCACCCCGCCCAAUUCUCCCGCUUUCCAUCACCCCGCCCCAUUCUCCCGCUUUCCAUCACCCUGCCCCAUUCUCCCUCUUUCCAUCACCCCGCCCCAUUCUCCCUCUUUCCAUCACCCCACCCUAUUCUCCCUCUUUCCAUCACCCCGCCCCACUCUCCCACUUUCCAUCACCCCACCCCUUUCUCCCGCGUUCCAUCACCCCGGCCAUUCUCCCGCUUUCCAUCAUCCCGCCCCAUUCUCCCGCUUUCCAUCACCCCGCCCUAUUCUCCCGUUUUCCACCACCCUGCCCCAUUCUCACGCUUUCCAUCACCCUGCCCCAUUCUCCCGCUUUCCAUCACCCCGCCCCAUUCUCCCGCUUUCCAUCACCCCGCCCCAUUCUCCCGCUUUCCAUCACCCCGCCCCAUUCUCAAGCUUUCCAUCACCCCGCCCCAUUCUCCUGCUUUCCAUCACCCCGCCCCCUUCUCCCGCUUUCCAUCACCCCGCCCCAUUCUCCCGCUUUUAAUCACCCCGCCCCAUUCUCCCGCUUUCCAUCACCCCGGCCUAUUCUCCCUUUUUCCAUCACCCCGCCCCAUUCUCCUGCUUCCCAUCACCCCGCCCUAUUCUCCCGCUUUCCAUCACCCCGCCCCAUUCUCCCGCUUUCCAUCAUCCCGCCCCAUUCUCCCUCUUUUCAUCACCCCGCCCCAUUCUCCCUCUUUCCACCACCCUGCCCCAUUCUCCCGCUUUCCAUCACCCCGGCCCAUUCUCCCUAUUUCCAUCACCCCGCUCCAAUCUCCCACUUUCCAUCAUCCCGCCCCAUUCUCCCGCUUUCCGUCACCCGGCCCCAUUCUCCCGCUUUCCAUCACCCCACCCCAUUCUCCCACUUUCCAUCACCCCGCCCCA
Closterium sp. NIES-65 is the source of this 6972-nucleotide messenger RNA. NCBI's taxonomy places the organism in Eukaryota, Viridiplantae, Streptophyta, Zygnematophyceae, Desmidiales, Closteriaceae. The record is from the annotation of a GenBank genome assembly.